Ficedula albicollis (Collared flycatcher) is the source of this 2896-nucleotide messenger RNA. It is a transcript of the gene MAF, whose product is annotated as v-maf avian musculoaponeurotic fibrosarcoma oncogene homolog. Gene Ontology annotation, cellular component: nucleus. The record is from RefSeq and is a predicted model, not a curated record. Bases 513 to 1388 code for a protein of 291 amino acids. The transcript has 4 exons. Gene Ontology annotation, biological process: regulation of transcription by RNA polymerase II. Lineage: Eukaryota; Metazoa; Chordata; Aves; Passeriformes; Muscicapidae. Gene Ontology annotation, molecular function: RNA polymerase II cis-regulatory region sequence-specific DNA binding; DNA-binding transcription factor activity, RNA polymerase II-specific.
GUUGCGAUACAGACUUUGAUUUUUUUAUUUUUUUGCCUUCGCUCUCUUUCCCUCCUCCCUCCCCCGAUGAACCUCUCUCCUCGCUCUGCACUUUGCGCGAGAGAGCCCAGAGGAAAGGCACCAUGAAGUGUUAAAAAUAACAAAACAAAACAACAACAACAACAACAAAUUUACUCGCAACAACACCAGCUAACACUUCCAGCUGCGGUUCGCGAGCUGCGAAAGAGAGCGAGAGGAGAGAGAGAGAAGGGAGGGAGAGAGGAGGAAAAAAAAAAAAAACCUCUAUGCAAAAGGCGAAUAGCGAGAGCCCCGCGCUCUGAUGCAUCAGCGGAGCCUCUGCGAGGGAUAACGCGGAGCGGGAGAGGAGCCGCCGGGGCGGACCGGAGCGGAGGCAGAGCAGGAGAGCGGAGCGGAGCUCGCCAAAAAUCAAGCUGGCUCACCCGGUGGCGACUCAGAGCAGCCCCCUCGCUCCCGGAGCGCACCCUUUCUGGAGGACUCUCGGCAGCAAAAGGAUGGCAUCAGAGCUGGCGAUGAGCAGCUCCGACCUGCCCACCAGUCCCCUGGCCAUGGAAUAUGUUAAUGACUUCGAUCUGAUGAAGUUUGAAGUGAAAAAGGAGCCGGUGGAGACCGAUCGCAUUAUCAGCCAGUGCGGCCGCCUGAUCGCCGGGGGAUCGCUCUCCUCCACCCCGAUGAGCACGCCCUGCAGCUCCGUGCCCCCGUCCCCCAGCUUCUCGGCGCCCAGCCCCGGCUCCGGCUCCGACCAGAAGACCCACCUGGAAGACUACUACUGGAUGACGGGGUACCCGCAGCAGCUCAACCCGGAGGCGCUGGGCUUCAGCCCCGAGGACGCGGUGGAGGCGCUGAUCAACAGCAGCCACCACCCGCUGCCCGGCGCCUUCGAUGGCUAUGCUAGAGGGCAGCAGCUGGCCGCGGCCGCCGGCGGCUCCGUGCCGGCCGAGGAGAUGGGCUCGGCGGCCGCCGUGGUGUCGGCGGUGAUCGCCGCGGCGGCGGCGCAGGGCGGCGCGCCCCACUACCACCACCACCCCCCCCCGGAGCUGAACCGGCAGCUGCGGGGCGUCAGCAAGGAAGAGGUGAUCCGGCUGAAGCAGAAGAGGAGGACCCUCAAAAACAGGGGCUAUGCCCAGUCCUGCCGCUUCAAGAGGGUCCAGCAGCGGCACGUCCUGGAGUCGGAGAAGAACCAGCUGCUGCAGCAAGUGGAGCACCUAAAGCAGGAGAUCUCCAGGCUGGUCCGGGAGAGGGACGCCUACAAGGAAAAGUACGAGAAGCUGGUCAGCAAUGGCUUCAGAGAAAACGGAUCCAGCAGCGACAACCCUUCCUCUCCAGAGUUUUUCAUGUACCCGAGAGAAUCCUCUACAACGGUGAUGUGAAAAUCCCUGUUACCUGAGGUCAAAAAUAGAAGUCUCCCAGAAGACCCGGAGUGGUGGCGCCUGGAUGCAGAGGAGACCACACUGCUUAUAAAUCCGCACCAUGAGGAGGCCAAAGGUUUCUGCAGCAGCAGGAGGUAAGCCAGGACUGCUGGUGGGUGUAAGAGCAGAGAGCAAAGCCACGUGAGUUUGAGAAGAAGGCAGCAGCACCCUUGAGGAUGGAGACUUUGGGGCAGCGUCACGGUCCUGUAGAGAAAACUUGAAGAGACACUGAAAACUUCAGGUGGGAACACACCACCCAAACAGCUGCUUGUGGGGUUUGGUCCGUGGACCUUUGGGGUCUGCACACCAGAGACUGAAAACUCUUGACUGACCCCAUAUUUCCUCUUUGUGGACUUCUGAUGUGAUAAGAAUGGCACAAAAAUAUCCAAUGUGUCUUCUUCGCCAUAAUGUUUCCAGCCUGCUAACUUUCCCAGGACUACUUUCUGCUCAAAUUACUGGAACUUAAUUACAUGAGGUUUAAUUUCAGUUGCUUGGCCAGCUUUAAAAACAUAUAUUCAAAUUUGAACCGCAAGGACAGAAUUUUGGGAGCCUCUUUGUCCUCUCACUUUGUGUUAAUUUAAAUGAGGAAACUGUGCCUGUGAAUCUCUGCUUUACUUCACCUAUUCCAAGUCAAUCUCAGUUCUGGAGAGACAUCCCUGUCUCCCAGCAGUUUAAGGGAGAGCACAAACAACCCCUUAUGUUAUAGUUUAUGUUUUCAAAACUGUGCAAACAGUAGAUAUUUGUCUCCUGCUUAUGUGUUUUCUUGUAAAUAAAAUGUAUUGGAACCAGAGAUGGAGUUACACUACUUUACAGCAGAUAAUGUAUUCAUAUUUUACAAGCAAGUGUUGUAUUAUCCAUACAUUUCACAAGUAGAUCUUACAAUGUUUAAUUAUAACAAGAAAAAAAAAAAAAAAGAAAAAAGGAAGUGGGAGGAGAGUCAAGGGAGGGACAUGGAGAGAGAAUGCAAAAGAGCAUGAAUGGGAAGUGGUGGAGUUGGAGGAAAACAGCACCUAUCAAGGCAUUAUCUGAGAAUUCCUAUGAUUAGGACUUAUCUUUCUGGCUUCAUUACUUCAUUAUAAUCUGCUGUUUACCUGAUAAGUAAUAAAUGGCCUUCAAAUGUUACUGCAUUUGCUCACUUUCUUCAGAUUUUGCAUCAGUUUGUCCCCCUCCUAAGAUCUUAUUUCUGUUAAGGAAUGAAGAUUUUAUGGUUUUACUGGGGUUGACUUUUUCCUCUGGAACUUCAGUGCUGUUAUUUAGGUCCCACAGCAAUUCCUUGGAUAACACAUCCAUCUAUCACAUUGGGAUGAUCAAGGAUACAUUGCAGCUGAUGUUCAAACACUGUUGUGUAUCUGGGGCUGGGCACCCACCUUCAACUCAGCAGAUACAAACCUCUCCAAAAAGCCAACAAAAGAGGGCUUUUUUUAGACACUCCAACCCGCUAGUGGAUUAUCCUUAAUGGGUUGGCAGCA